AUGACGUCCAAUAUGUAUGAUCCGGACGAUGUGUGUAAAAGAUCGCCGCCGCUGGAAGCGAUAAAGCCCAACUAUGGCGAGGACAAACCGUCAACACCGCCAUUCGUCCCUGCCCAUGAAAAAAAGGAUGCCGCGGGUCAGUCCCGUAAGCACCAGCCGGAGCCGCACUCAACCCACGAGGGCGACCGAGUGCUGAUGGGAUAUCUAGCACCGAACGCACCCCAUCUGGCAUUGGCAGCAAGGGAUCACCCACUGGAACAAAAACGACCUCAACCGCCAGAUUUCAUUCCUCCGAAACCAGUCCCUCCGGUGGGGAUCGCGCCUCGAUUAAAGGAGCUGGACCAGGGUCCUCCUGCAGCCAUUGAGGUCAGAAGCCCGGAAGGAGCCCUUCAGUUUCCACAGGCCCCGCGGCCUGAUGGCCUCAAGGAUUUGAGCGCCGCAAGAGAUCGAUUAAAUUCCAUCGGUGACCUGAGCCGACGACCUUCAUCGGAUUUCUCCAAAUCCCCGCCAGAUCUGAAACACCGACUCUCCGUUUCUACGUUAAAACCGAUCGAUGCAUCAUGCCUGGCGAAAUCGCCAGACAGCACCCAGACCCUCCCUUCUAUUCAAAAAGCCCUCAAAGAGUUGCCCGACUUUGGCCCGGCUGUCAACUCAAUUCCAUCCCCUUACCCAUACUCAUCGCUACCCGGAUCAGCAGUAUCAGGAACUGAUUCUCCAUAUCCCUUCCCGGGGAAAUUCUCAAUGGCGGCGAGUCCGUAUCCCUCACACAUAUCGCCAAUCAGCAUGAAGGACAGCUCCACCAACCCUUCUCCGGCCUCACAGGCCUCCUUUUGGCGUGCGCCAGAGAUGAUGUCCGCCCAGACUCCGUAUGAGGCGUCACGCAUCACCGCCACCAGUCCAGCAACCAGCUAUCCCACCCCCACAGAACAAGUCGGCGUUGGCAUGGGCGACCGGGUGUCGCUUGCCACACCUAACGGCGGGACCGUAGGUAGCUAUAAGUGCACCCAUCCUGGGUGUACAGCUGCGCCCUUCCAAACCCAGUAUCUUCUCAAUUCCCACGCAAAUGUGCAUUCGCAAGACCGCCCACACUUCUGCCCGGUAGAAGGGUGUCCGCGCUCUCUCGGCGGCAAGGGCUUCAAGCGCAAGAAUGAAAUGAUGCGGCAUGGCCUGGUCCAUAAUUCCCCCGGCUAUGUCUGCCCCUUCUGCCCCGAUCAGCAACACAAAUAUCCUCGUCCAGAUAAUCUCCAACGACACGUCCGCGUCCACCACGUCGACAAAAACAAAGACGAUCCUAUCCUUCGCCAAGUCCUCGCUCAACGUCCCAUGGGCAGUGCUCGGGGCCGAAAGCGAAGAAUGAAUUAA
Molecule: messenger RNA, 1362 nt
Organism: Penicillium olsonii
Lineage: Eukaryota; Fungi; Ascomycota; Eurotiomycetes; Eurotiales; Aspergillaceae
Source: the annotation of a GenBank genome assembly